CUUCUAAAUUUCAUACAGUUUUAAACUUGGAUUUAUAAUAUUAAUUAUAAUCAAUCAAUUUUGUGAACGAAAUGAAAUGAAAUGAACAACUUGACGAAGGUUGACCAACUAGCCACUACACGGCUUAUUUACAACCAAUUUCUAGCAAUUGACCAACUGGUUCGCCGAUAAAUCAAUGCGUGCAUAGGACCCUUAAGUUGGUCAACUCGCUUUUCAAUUUUGGGCAAAAAUAAUCGAUUAAUAAUACCACUUCCAGAGGUCGCCUUCGGCGUUGUAAAAUAGAAGAUGCCCUGUGAUUGGCCUAGGUGCAUAAACCGAAAUCGGCGGUAAAAAUGACGAUACGGCCAUCGUCAGCCAUUAUUAUUACUGAGUCCAGCGAGAUUUUGAUCUUAAAACAUAUGGUAUAUCGAAGAGAGCGACCAGAAGAAGCGUAAAAGAUCGAAUUCUCCAGCAGUCGUGAAUUCUGGCGGACCAAAUUAUCAAAUGGCAUCCAUUUACAUCCAGUUAUGCUUGGAUUGAUUUUACGUCAUUUGUCCAGUAAUAAAUUUCUUUUACUCCUCAUAUUUGUUCUAAAUUUACGUGAUUUCUUGGAACAACUACACACCUACGAAUUCAAGCGUUAUCCUCUUGAACAAAUUUAUAGUAAAAGUCAAAUUAAACAGUGUGAAGUGAUAUUCGAAAGUUUAGAAUAUGAUUACCAAUCGAGUACACACAAUAUUUUUAGCCAUUUGUUGGCCAAAACCGGAAGUCGCAGAAAAACUCAGAUAUUUCGCAGCAAAAGCGGUGUUAACAAAAUCAUAGCAAAAAGCUAUCCGAAAAGUCUGGAAUUUAUAAAACUUCUCAAUUUUCCGCUAAAUCGAGAACUAUUAAAGAGAGAGUUCCACCUGCAAGCACCGAGCUUAGACUUUCAAUUCUGUCCCCAUGAAAGCAUACAGCGUUUUGUAAACUUUUUCAGCACCACGAGUGGUUACAACGAAACAACGGUUUGGUUGUUUAUGCUCACUAAUGCGCAGCUGAUCUUGCAACCCUAUUUGCAGAAGCAUGGCUUUCCAGUGCCGCAAACGUUUGGUAUAUGUGGAUUUACCGCUUAUCAAGAGCAUGUUGGACAGACGGUGGAGCACUUCUACCCGGCAGAUUUCCAAAUUAAACUACGAAUCGUAAGGCAACUACUUGAGGCAGCUUUAAUAUUUACAAAUGGCUUUGAAGGAUAUCGCAUAUAUAUAACCGAUCUGACCUCAGACAAUCUAGUUUAUAAUGUUGAACGUGAUAAACUUUAUUUCGUUGACUUGAAUACAGUGUAUAUAGUGGAUGCGAACAGCACAAUUGAUAGUGAUGGUGUUGAUCAUCAUGACUUAAUUGCGUGCGACAAUUGUUUUGCAUUCGUACCAGAUCGUUUGUGUACGAAUGGGUUAAGCGAUUUGAAUGUGCUGGAGUCUUGUCUCUUUAUUCGCGAGGACUUGAAAGGGGAUCAAACAAAAGGCUUCUUAAAACCAAUACCAGCGGAAAUGGAGGUGAAAUAUCCGAAUUUGGUGCAGCUACUAGACGAAUGUGUCGAAGGUGCGACAUAUAAAGAAAAUUCCAGCGUCAACAGCAACAACAACAUCGGCAACUACAAUAUGUCGCGUUUCAUGGCAGCUAUUAAGUUAAUUGAAUUGUUAACGAAUAUUUCAGGUGAAAAUUAAGCGAUUUACAGUAUAAGUGAAAAUCCAAAGUGCACUUUUUAAUAUUAGAUAUACACUGGCGAUCAUGUUAGAACUUACCACCACUAUUUUUUAUUUAAAAAAAAAAUGCGUUAGAAUCUCGUACAUUAAUAAAAAAAUAUAUUUUUACUUAAUUUACGAAGUUCUACCUCAUUCAAAAACAAAUGGGAGUAAGUUAUAUUUAUGUACAUAUCGUUUGUACGAAAGUCCAGUUAUUACUCAUUUAAAUCCUAUUAGAACUUAGAAAUAACUGCUACAGCAUAAAACUAGUUAUAAUCUUCAAUAAAAUACAGAGUUUAUAAAGAAUUUGGAGCUAAAGAACUUGAUUUUCUAUUAAGUAUUUAAUCACUCC
Messenger RNA from Rhagoletis pomonella (apple maggot), 2052 nucleotides. RefSeq lists its product as uncharacterized. The transcript is spliced from 3 exons. The coding region runs from base 507 to 1682 and encodes 391 amino acids. The record is from RefSeq and is a predicted model, not a curated record. Lineage: Eukaryota; Metazoa; Arthropoda; Insecta; Diptera; Tephritidae.